GGCAAGGGUGGGGUGAACAGGGCUGCAGCAGCAUUGUGAAGGCUCAGAGUGGGACCUGAGCUCUGGUAGUACUUAAACAUGGGGUCUGAGGUGCCUCACCCAUCCCCAUGUAUGUAGGAUGUGAUGAACCCAGGGCUCUCUGUGGAAAACAUCUGAAAUGCUGCAGGGGUGUGGGCAGCAUAAGGCAUUCCUGACAUUUGCAAAUACACCCUGAAAUAUUGCUGAAAUACAGGGAGAAGCAUAUGGAUGGGAUGCCCCUUGCUACAGAAGCAGCUCUGACUGGUGUUUGCCCAGGACUUCAUGGGCGGUUGUGGACAACCCAUGUGCCUGUCACUUGGGAGCACACAGGAGUGACAGCUCCAUCCUGUGCGUGCCAGAUCCCCUCAUCACUUUGCAGCUGAGGGGGGGGAAUCAAAUCCUCUCCCCCUGGUUGCCCAGGAGAGUGCUGAAGAGCCCACUCAGGAGCAGGAUGGCCACAGGCACCCCCUUCCCACUGUGUUGGAGAAGGAAGGUGGUUUCUGUGGUAGACUCCUGGAGUUGAGAGUUGAGUUUGCAGGUUCAGAUUUGAGGGCUAAAGCAAGGGCCAGGCUGGGCAUUGGCUGAGUGUUUUAACGUGUCCAAGUUGCCACGUUGCCAUUUGUGGUUGUCUUCUGGGAGGCUGGGAGCUGGUCUUCAGGCUGUGGUGGUGUAUGUUUGAUGCUGGAGGUGAAGAAAAUUGGACCCCUUGCAUUAUGCUCAUCCUCCUGCACCCAGCUGGAUUCUGUCUGCUGUUGGUCUCCCAGUCAGUGCAGGUUUUCAUGCUCUUUAUCCUCUUUUUACUGGUACUUGGGAAUUACCAAAAUCACAGGAUCACACAAGUUGGAAGGGACCUCCGCCAGUGCAGCCCUGCUGGUUUGACUUAUGGUUCCUGGAGAGCUGCUUCCAGGAUGUGGGAGCACUCUGGGCUGAGCCACAGCGAGCCCGGGGCCCUGCUGGGUCUCCCUCUGGUGGGACCUGCGGGAGCAGCGCUGCUUUCGGCACCUUCUGCUCUUUGUGUCUGCCAGGCCUUCUGUGAUGCCAGCCUCCACUGCCUGCCAGGCAGAGCUUGUGACACGGUUCGUGUCUUCUCCUGUCACACGUGUUUUGCUGGAGUCACUAGACAGUGACAGCUGAAACUGGAGAGCAAGUGAGGCUUUCCUCCUUGGUGGGAGCUUUUACAGCUGAGAGACUCUGCCCACCAACAGCUGCGCCUCCCGCUCCCCCAGCAGACACCUCGAAAGAGGCAACAAGAACCGUGGCCGUGGGGAGCACUGGAGACCCUUACGGUCUGCAAGGACCACUCCUCUUGCAGGGGUUGCUGCCAAGAAGGCAGCGAGGCUGCAGUGCUGCCUGUAGCCUCUGGAGAUGUCACCUGUAUGACACAGCCCCCUACAGUGUCACAUCAGGUCCUCUGAGCAAAACCCUCUGCCAGGGAGGUGCCAGGGCUCGGUGUGACACGCAGCACGGCAGGGAGGCUGUCACUGCUUCAAAGCUUAUUUCCACAAUGUGCUUCUUCCCACUGACAAUUUUGUAAGAAAUACAAUGUUUUCUUCUAAAUUAAUGAAGACUUUUUGCUCCCAGAAGUUUCCUUCCUGAUUUAGUAAUUUUAGCUUUGGUGAGGAAGCCCCUUGGGUUCUUCCCUUCUUGAUGGGGCCACUUCCAUCAGGUUCCUUAAAUGUCUUGCUUGCAGGGAUGUUACUUGGGAUUGAAGCCUCUUAUUAAUAUUCCCUGGACUUUCUCCCAGGCCUUCAGCAGUCUUUGUGUGGGAGCAAAGAAGCAGAUUUAUUAUUCCAGUCUCGAGCUCACUCUGCCUGCAGGGGGACCACCUGAAAACUGGGCCGACUGCCUUUGGUCCAGCACUGUAGUGGGAGUUGCUGCUCAGUUGCUGGUGUCUUAUAAUCCUUUGGUCUCUUUGCCGUUGCCUCUGUAUCCCUGGUUAUGUCCUUCUGUAGUGGGAAUUUUGUAGUCACUGGAGACAGGCUCUUGCAUUUGGCACCCCAGGAGAAAGGGAGAUGAGCCUUUCAGUCCUGAGUCUUCCUGCAGCCCUGUUGCUGUGAGCUGGCUUCCCCCUGCCUGGCUUUCACUAAAAAGAACAUAAAUUAUCUUAUAUUAAAAUAUCCUGUGGUCCAUUCAGCUGCAUAUCCCUCUGGUCAGAAGUGUGUGUGCUGUUCAGGUGCUCCCUGCUGCUGUUUGAGGUGGGGAUUGACUUCUGGGCAGGUCAUCUGCACUGGGUCAGGAUGCUGAAGGUGGGCCCAGCCUCCUUGGGCUCUGGCAGGAGAGGUUUUGCUCGGGUCCUCUUGAGGAAGAUGAAUGGGGAUGGAGGGAUGAAGGGAGCCAGAGCACCUCUGUCAUGAGCCAGGGCUCAACAUCUCUGCUGCUGAGGAGUCAGCAAGAUCAUGGUGCUGCUCUGCUGUGGUUUUUCUGGCUGUGCCUUGGCCUGUGACCACGUGGGACCUUCAGGGGCUGGUGGCAGCAGGUUUCCUGUCUGGUCUCUUCAGCAAGAAGUAACUUGUUGGUUUUGUUCCUUUCCAGGUCUCUUCACACUCCUGGUUGAAGAUUUUGGGGUCAAGGGGGUGCAGGUUGAAGAGAUUUAUGAUCUGCAGAGCAAAUGCCAAGGCCCUGUGUACGGGUUCAUCUUCCUGUUCAAGUGGAUCGAGGAGCGCAGAUCACGCCGGAAGGUCUCUACCCUCGUGGAUGAGACAUCUGUGAUCGACGAUGACAUCGUUAAUAACAUGUUCUUUGCUCACCAGCUGAUACCCAAUUCAUGUGCCACCCAUGCCCUGCUGAGUGUCCUCCUCAACUGCAACAAUGUCGACCUGGGCCCUACACUGAGCCGCAUGAAGGAUUUCACCAAAGGAUUCAGCCCUGAGAGUAAAGGCUAUGCCAUUGGCAACGCCCCAGAGCUGGCCAAGGCCCACAACAGUCAUGCCAGGCCAGAGCCGCGACACUUGCCGGAAAAGCAGAACGGUAUCAGCGCUGUGCGAACCAUGGAGGCUUUUCAUUUUGUCAGUUAUGUCCCCAUCAAGGGACGGCUGUUUGAGCUGGAUGGGCUGAAGGUCUAUCCCAUUGACCACGGGCCGUGGGCUGACGACGAGGAAUGGACGGACAAAGCCAGGAGAGUCAUCAUGGAGCGCAUCGGCUUGGCCACCGCAGGGGAGCCGUACCAUGACAUCCGCUUCAACCUGAUGGCAGUGGUGCCUGAUCGGAGGAUGAAGUACGAGUCCAAACUGCACAUCCUGAAGAUGAACCGCCAGACUGUGCUGGAGGCCUUGCAGCAGCUUAUCCGAGUAACUCAGCCUGAGCUGAUCCAGACCCAGAAGUCUCAGGAGUCUCAGCCUCCUGAAGAGGCAAAGCCAGCCAGCAGCAAGACCGUGGCUCCAGAGAGCUCCCAUGCAGAUGGCACUGAUGAGCCCACCAGCCAGGGCCAGCCCACGGCCACGCAGAGCCCACCCAGCAAGUCCAAACCAGUGGCCAAGACAUCAGUGAGCAAUGUCAACGGGGCACCUCCAGCCAACCCCAACCCCAUCGUGCAGAGGCUGCCAGCCUUCCUGGAUAAUCAUAAUUAUGCCAAGUCCCCCAUGCAGGAGGAGGAAGACCUUGCAGCAGGAGUGGGGCGCAGCCGGGUCCCAGUCCGACAGCACCAGCAGUACUCGGACGAUGAGGAUGACUACGAUGAUGAUGAGGAGGAGGAUGUUCGUAACACCAACUCAGCCAUUAGGUACAAAAGGAAAGGGCAGGCAAAGCAAGAGCACGUGGUGGGGGCUGCAGAUGGCCAGCUCUCCGUCCUCCAGCCCAACACCAUCAACGUCCUAGCUGAGAAGCUGAAGGAAUCUCAAAAGGAUCUUUCCAUGCCCCUGUCCAUCAAGACGAGCGGCGGGGGCACUGCUGUGGCAGUGGUCACCCACUCCCAGCCCUCUCCCACCCCCAGCAACGAGAGCACAGACACCGCCUCCGAGAUUGGCAGCGCUUUCAACUCCCCGCUGCGCUCUCCCAUCCGCUCGGCCAACCCCACUCGCCCCUCCAGCCCCGUCACCUCCCACAUCUCCAAGGUGCUCUUUGGUGAGGAGGACGGCCUGCUGCGCGUCGACUGCAUGCGCUACAACCGGGCUGUCCGGGACCUGGGGCCCAUCAUCAGCACUGGGCUGCUGCACCUCACCGAGGAUGGUGUGUUCUGCCCACUGGCUGUUGCAGAUGGGGGGAAAAGCUCCACCCAUUCCAUCAAACCUGGUGAAGAGGCCCCGGUCACAAUCAAACUGGACGAGAAGGAGGGCAGUGAGGGCAGUGACAGCAAAGAGAAGGUGGGACUUGGCAGGACCAGUGAUCACCCUGGGGGGGAAAAGUAUUCUCCCAAGGAGCUGCUGGCGCUGCUGAAGUGUGUGGAGGCAGAGAUUGCGAACUACGAGGCCUGCCUGAAGGAAGAGGUGGAGAAGAGGAAGAAAUUCAAGAUCGAUGACCAGAGGAGAACCCACAACUACGAUGAGUUCAUCUGUACCUUCAUCUCCAUGCUGGCCCAGGAAGGCAUGCUGGCCAGCCUGGUGGAGCAGAACAUCUCGGUCCGCAGGCGGCAGGGAGUCAGCAUUGGCCGCCUGCACAAGCAGAGGAAGCCAGACCGCCGGAAACGCUCCCGCCCCUACAAAGCCAAGCGUCAGUAGCCUGGUGGUCGAGACUGUGAGGAGAAGCAGCUGGAUUUUGUGGCACUGGGCAGGGGCAUUUGAAUCUAUGAUACCCUUUGCCCAAGGAAGGGGGACCACAGCAACAAGCCCUCGGCCAAGGUGGAGCCUGUGGACAAAAAGAAAUUGGGCUUUUCUCUGAGCCCAAGUUGUGACAGGUGAGGACACGUUGUCCUGAGGGCAGUUCCUGCAGCUGAAGGCAAGUCAGAGUGCCUGGCUGCCUUACUGUGCUGUGGCAGCACCUGGAUGCUGUGGACCUGUGUCUUGGUGCUGUGGCUGAAGACUGUGGCAGGAGGGGAAGAGCCCACCCAGCUAGGGGCAGGUCUGGCAGUGCGGGAACACUAGCGAUGCCGACACAAGGCUGUGCUGGCCACAGCUGGCUGGGGCUUGUGUCCUCCUGCAUCCAGGCCUCCAGCUCAGCACUUCCCCAGGGCCUUUGUGUCUGUGUUUUCUAUCCCUCUCUGUCCCCCAAAGUUAUGUUUGUUUCUGACCCACUGUUCUGGUUUAAUAGGGUGAACCACAAACCAGAGGGCAGAAUUUCUUCUUAUUGCCCCCCCCUCCACUCUUCCAAGGGAAGAUAAAAGGGGAAUAAGGAAGAGGGACUUAAAGCUGAGCCUUAUGCCCAGGCCUCUGUGGUGGUGCUGGGGGUGGUGAGUAGCUUUGCUGCCUCCCUAGGGACCAGCCACGUGGCCCUGGCAGUGCCUCUGGGUCACGCAGGUUUGCUCGGUUGCCAGAGAAACCCCAUGAAUUGUGAGCAGGGUUCACUGCUGCUGGGCACAGCCUGGACAUUGGAUGUGGAGUCACUUGGUGCCCCUGCCAAAGCGUGAGGAGAUGUGGACCUGCCUGCCUCUCACCUGCCACCUCCACCAGCCAAUGUCUUCAGCGUGUCCCCAGCGGCCCAGCAGAAAUUUCAGAAGCCAGAGGUUUGCUCCUGAGGUGUCCUGAGGGGACAAGGGGAGCUGCCACAGGAAAGGACUGAAUUUUGCAAAUGUGCAAAUUUGUACAGAUCUUGAUUAUGUAAUGGAACUUUUUUUUUGUAUUUGUUGAAGGGGACAAAAUCCUUCUGUCUUUUGCUGUGUCCAAUAUCAAGUGCUGUAAAUAAUGGGUCUGUCUGAAGGAAUAAAGCUAUUCUGUACCAGCCA
Molecule: messenger RNA, 5830 nt
Organism: Apus apus (common swift)
Lineage: Eukaryota; Metazoa; Chordata; Aves; Apodiformes; Apodidae
Gene: BAP1
Product: BRCA1 associated protein 1
Exons: 16
Coding region: 2415-4670 (751 amino acids)
Biological process (GO): ubiquitin-dependent protein catabolic process; protein deubiquitination
Cellular component (GO): cytoplasm
Molecular function (GO): cysteine-type deubiquitinase activity
Source: RefSeq, a predicted model, not a curated record